Asterias rubens (European starfish) is the source of this 1310-nucleotide messenger RNA. RefSeq names its product WASH complex subunit 3-like. The coding region runs from base 98 to 694 and encodes 198 amino acids. The transcript is spliced from 7 exons. Gene Ontology annotation, cellular component: WASH complex. Gene Ontology annotation, biological process: exocytosis; actin filament polymerization. Lineage: Eukaryota; Metazoa; Echinodermata; Asteroidea; Forcipulatida; Asteriidae. The record is from RefSeq and is a predicted model, not a curated record.
AAUUAUAAUACAAAACAGAGCAGAGGGAGAGUAGAGAGAGAUCCGCGAGCUGGUGGUUGUUUCAAUUAAUUUACUUGCAAGAAAUUCACAAGAGAGAAUGGAUGCCGAUGGUUUGCCACUUGUUGGUCCAGGUGUGGACCUUACAAAGGUUGGAGCGAUUCAUCCGAAGCGAAUGCUAGCAUUUCUCAACCACUUUGUAACUCACACAACUCGAUUCCUCAACAAGUUCUCCUGUGUAUGUGAACAGAAAUUGUCCGAUCUGAACACAAGAAUACAGAGGUUAGAGGUCACCAUGAACAUCCUGGAAGCCAAGCUUGCAUCUAUUCCUGGUCUUGAGAAUGUGACUGUAGCGGCUCCCCCUGUCCCAGGACCGACACCAGAGGCCCCUCCUACUGUUGUACAAGACGUACCAGCCUUGCCUGCAGCUGAUCAACCAAAUCUACCUGCAGUAGAAGCACCCCCUGAAGCCCCGCCCACAAUGACUGUGUCUCAGGACCCACGAUACAUUAAAUACUUCAAGAUGAUAAAUAUGGGUGUACCUGUUGGUGCUUUAAGACAGAAAGUUUUGUUGGACGGUCUUAAUCCUGACUAUCUAGACACGCCUAAUGCCCCAGCACCCCAAGCCACACAAGAUGAUUCUGACUCGUCCUUUGUGGAGAGCAGUAGUGACGAACAAGAUGAGUUCAGUGAUUAGAGUUUGCAACCUCUCAUCUUCGGACACAGCUAUACGGCGGUAGUGUUUAUCGGGCAUGUUUUUGUGCCCUCGGAAAAAUGUAGGAAAACUGUACUGAGUAAAGAACUGACUAAACAUGGUAUUAGCCUUUUUGUGAUAUGGUGUACAGUAUAAGAAUGCGCUGUUUGGUUUGGUUGCAUCAUUUCUAUCUCCAUGGGUGUAUAAAGACAGAUUAACCAAAACCAAAGGCACCCGCCAUAUGUCAAAAUGGCUUUGAUUGACUUUUCCGACUCUACAAUAACAGUUUUACUGAUUUAUCUGAGGGCCAACAAAACUCAGACUAAAGUUAGGAAGAAUUUCAUGCCUGGUUUAAGUAAGCAUCAUCGACGGCAGGACAAAUCUAGAAGCAUUCUACUUUAGAAGAACUAGUUCCAUGCAGAGUGUUCUAUCCAAUCCGUUAGUUUAAGGGUGUUGGAGUUAAGUUACCAUUGAUGGUGGACUUUGUUGACGAGGGAGGUUCAAAGUUUACCCAAGAGUUUAAAAGUAUAGGUCUGCAUGCCAGUUUAAAGGGUUUGGGUACUCUCCUUGCACGACACAAAACACAACUGUCCACAAAUAUACAAUAAACUUACACGGU